Drosophila rhopaloa is the source of this 289-nucleotide messenger RNA. RefSeq lists its product as uncharacterized. Lineage: Eukaryota; Metazoa; Arthropoda; Insecta; Diptera; Drosophilidae. The coding region runs from base 16 to 153 and encodes 45 amino acids. The transcript has a single exon. The record is from RefSeq and is a predicted model, not a curated record.
UCCCCCCUCUCCUAUAUGGACGCCAUCACAAUUCUGGGCUUGGUCUACUGGCUGAUCUGCCUGAUUUUGUUUGGACCGCUGAUGUUCUUUGUCUGCGUCUACCUGCCCGAAGUUCCGGUUCGAUAUGUGAAGAGUCUGAGGCAGCAGACUUGAGUGCCAUUCAGCCCACUUGACCAAGAAAUAUCCAAGUCCGUAGUACAUAAAUUAAUCAAGCCAUAGCUGAAAUGAUGUUGAUGUACAACCGAUCGAUUUGUAAUAAAAAACUACUCAAAAAUUCAUUUAACUUAAA